AGGGCCAGCGAUAGGGUGAUCAUCGAGACGUUCAGUAACUCUUACAGCCGUUUGUAUGCCUUAUAUGCCACCGAAAACUUGGCCGACGUUUGGACAGACAUUACGGAGACUCUAAAAAAAGUGGACAAACUCUUGGCUAAGAGGAGGGGCAACGAGAAGUUUUUGUCCGGUGCCUCAUUACCAGGGUUGGUAGACUACGCCGUAUGGCCAUUCAUUGAGCGCAUACCCCAGUUC
Messenger RNA from Oppiella nova, 234 nucleotides. NCBI's taxonomy places the organism in Eukaryota, Metazoa, Arthropoda, Arachnida, Sarcoptiformes, Oppiidae. The record is from the annotation of a GenBank genome assembly.